Euleptes europaea (tarantolino) is the source of this 484-nucleotide messenger RNA. It is a transcript of the gene ATP5MC2, whose product is annotated as ATP synthase membrane subunit c locus 2. Gene Ontology annotation, biological process: proton motive force-driven ATP synthesis; proton transmembrane transport. The record is from RefSeq and is a predicted model, not a curated record. Lineage: Eukaryota; Metazoa; Chordata; Lepidosauria; Squamata; Sphaerodactylidae. The transcript is spliced from 4 exons. Bases 26 to 448 code for a protein of 140 amino acids. Gene Ontology annotation, molecular function: proton transmembrane transporter activity.
UGGUCACCCCCCAACGUCCCUGAAUAUGUAUACCUGUGCAAAGUUCGUCUCCACUUCCACCCUCGUGAGGAGCGGUUCCCGGUUGCUCUGCAGGCCCAUCUCUGCCUCUCUGCUGAACCGGCCGGAAGUCAGGACAGAUGAGCCCCGCUGCAUCACGUCUACACAGAACGAGCUCUUGCCGGUGUUGUGCCGGGCGUUCCAGACAAGCGCCGUCUCCAGAGACAUUGACACUGCCGCCAAGUUUAUUGGCGCUGGUGCUGCCACCGUGGGCGUGGCUGGCUCCGGCGCUGGUAUCGGGACCGUAUUCGGCAGUCUCAUCAUUGGUUAUGCCAGAAACCCUUCCUUGAAGCAGCAGCUUUUCUCCUAUGCCAUCCUAGGGUUUGCGCUCUCCGAGGCCAUGGGACUGUUCUGCCUGAUGGUGGCAUUCCUCAUCCUCUUCGCCAUGUGAAGAAGCCGGAUGUGCCCGCUUGCCGGGCGCUCCCCU